Messenger RNA from Sphenostylis stenocarpa, 258 nucleotides. Lineage: Eukaryota; Viridiplantae; Streptophyta; Magnoliopsida; Fabales; Fabaceae. The record is from the annotation of a GenBank genome assembly.
AUGGCAGGAAAGAACAAGAAGAUUAUUGGGCCUAAAGAAGAGUAUGAAAAAGCAAUGACUCGGGAACAGAGUUGGAUCUUUCCCUUGGAGAAGCUGAAUCUUGGACCACGAAAAAAGUUCCUUGUUAUGAACCUUAACGGGUUAUUUUUGUAUAGAGUUCAUCGUUCUCAAAAAAGUGAACUACCAAAGACUCGUUCAGCUGAUGGGCACUAUAGAGGCUAUCUUGAUUUGAAGUUGGUACUUGGUCUUCUGCAAUAG